UUCUCUCUACUUCCCUUGGCCCCCCACCCCACCCGCCCUUCCCAGCCAGCGCGCGGUUUGGUCGUCGCCUCCUCCUCCUCGCCGAUCCACCCGCCCGUCCCAGAUCCACGCCACCGCGCGGAUCCCCGAUGCGGGCGCCGGCGAUGCUCCGGUGGGCCGCCGCCGGCCUCGCCCUCCUCGCGCUGCUCGCCCCCACGCCCGCCGCCGCCUUCUACCUCCCCGGCGUCGCCCCCACCGACUUCGCAAAGGAAGAUGAACUGUUGGUGAAGGUGAACAAGCUGACAUCAAUAAAGACUCAGCUCCCCUACACGUAUUACUCCCUUCCUUUCUGCAAGCCGAAUACCAUAGUUGACAGUGCUGAAAACCUUGGUGAGGUUCUCCGUGGUGAUCGAAUUGAGAACUCCCCUUAUGUGUUCCAAAUGAGAGAGCCCAAGAUGUGCCAGAUUAUCUGCAAAAUAACUGUCACGGAGAAAGAAGCAAAGGAGCUCAAGGAGAAGAUCGAGGAUGAAUACCGCGUGAACAUGGUUCUUGACAAUCUGCCACUGGUUGUUCCAGUUCAAAGGCCAGAUAGGAAUACUGUCGCCUACCAAGGUGGAUAUCAUGUUGGUGUCAAGGGCCAGUACGCUGGAAGCAAGGAUGAGAAGCACUUUAUCCACAACCAUUUGUCAUUUUCGGUUAAGUUUCACAAGGAUGAGGAUUCAGAACUUUCUAGGAUAGUGGGAUUUGAGGUCAAACCAUACAGCAUCAAGCAUCAGUACGAUGGGAAUUGGAAUGACGCAAACACUCGUUUGAGCACAUGUGAUCCUCAUAACAGCAAGUUUGUAAUAAAUUCUGAAACUCCUCAGGAGGUUGAGGUCGGCAAAGAUAUCGUAUUCACCUAUGAUGUUCGCUUUGAGGAGAGUGAAAUUAAGUGGGCAUCUCGAUGGGACACCUAUUUGCUGAUGUCUGAUGAUCAGAUUCACUGGUUCUCUAUUGUUAACUCUCUCAUGAUCGUGCUUUUCCUAUCUGGUAUGGUAGCCAUGAUCAUGAUGCGCACCCUGUACAGAGAUAUAUCUAGGUACAACCAGCUUGAAACUCAAGAGGAGGCACAGGAGGAAACUGGCUGGAAGCUUGUCCAUGGAGACGUUUUCCGCCCUCCAGUUAACUCUGAUUUGCUCUGCGUCUUUGUUGGCACUGGAGUCCAAUUCUUUGGCAUGCUGCUGGUUACGAUGAUCUUUGCUGUUCUGGGUUUCCUCUCUCCAUCGAACCGUGGAGGAUUGAUGACUGCAAUGCUUCUCGUCUGGGUCCUAAUGGGGUUGAUUGCUGGCUAUUCUUCUUCACGACUCUACAAGAUGUUCAAGGGUGCAGAGUGGAAGCAGAUAACCCUGCGCACGGCUUUCCUGUUUCCAGGGAUUGCUUUCGUCAUCUUCUUCAUCUUGAAUGCCCUUAUAUGGGGGGAGAAGUCAUCUGGUGCCGUCCCAUUCACCACCAUGUUUGCCCUGGUCCUCCUCUGGUUCGGCAUCUCAGUGCCCCUUGUGUUUGUCGGGAGCUACCUCGGGUUCAAGAAGCCUGCCAUGGAGCCUCCGGUGAAGACCAACAAGAUCCCGCGACAGAUCCCUGAGCAAGCCUGGUACAUGAACCCGCUCUUCACCAUCCUGAUCGGUGGCAUCCUGCCGUUCGGCGCGGUCUUCAUCGAGCUCUUCUUCAUCCUCACCUCGAUCUGGCUGCACCAGUUCUACUACAUCUUCGGCUUCCUCUUCCUGGUGUUUGUGAUCCUCAUCAUCACCUGCGCUGAGAUCACCAUCGUGCUCUGCUACUUCCAGCUGUGCAGCGAGGACUACAACUGGUGGUGGAGGUCGUACCUGACCUCAGGGUCGUCGGCGCUGUACCUCUUCCUGUACGCAGGGUUCUACUUCUGGACCAAGCUGCAGAUCAGCAAGCUGGUGUCGGGCAUCCUCUACUUUGGGUACAUGCUGCUCGCCUCCUUCUCCUUCUUCGUGCUCACCGGAACCAUCGGCUUCUGCGCCUGCUUCUGGUUCACGAGGAUGAUCUACUCAUCCGUGAAGAUCGAUUAGAGUCUACGCCGGAGGCACAGCAGGCAAGAAGAGACAGAGACAGAGCAUAGCAUAUGUUUUGAGCUUUCCGCGGUCGAGGUGAUGAUAAUUGUAUGAUUAAGGUGAAAGAAAGUGGGGAUCAGCCCCUGUUGUUACUGUUUUCAGUUUUUUCAGGAGAAGUUACAUUUUGGAAUUAGUUUAUGACGAACCGAUGAUUUAUGUUUAUUGUUGUGGUGGCAAGUGAUGAUACAUGUUAGUGAUAAAUCUUGGGAGUAUCGAGGGUAGAAUACAAUACACUGUGAUUGAGUUGUCUGUUUUGGCAGAAUUUGAUGAAUCAGCAUAUAAAAUUCAGUUGAUUUCAUGACCGGAA
Hordeum vulgare subsp. vulgare (domesticated barley) is the source of this 2403-nucleotide messenger RNA. RefSeq names its product transmembrane 9 superfamily member 8-like. The transcript has 7 exons. Gene Ontology annotation, biological process: protein localization to membrane. The coding region runs from base 129 to 2054 and encodes 641 amino acids. NCBI's taxonomy places the organism in Eukaryota, Viridiplantae, Streptophyta, Magnoliopsida, Poales, Poaceae. The record is from RefSeq and is a predicted model, not a curated record. Gene Ontology annotation, cellular component: membrane.